Messenger RNA from Saccostrea echinata, 1842 nucleotides. RefSeq lists its product as uncharacterized. The transcript has 2 exons. Gene Ontology annotation, biological process: DNA replication. Bases 1 to 1842 code for a protein of 613 amino acids. The record is from RefSeq and is a predicted model, not a curated record. Lineage: Eukaryota; Metazoa; Mollusca; Bivalvia; Ostreida; Ostreidae. Gene Ontology annotation, molecular function: nucleotide binding; DNA-directed DNA polymerase activity; DNA binding.
AUGGGGACCGCCUGUGAGAAAUGCGAGAACGACGAUCUCACACCCGACAGCACGUGCGACUCUUGCGGAGAUCGAUGUUCGACCUGUGGAAAGAAGGACAAGAAGACCAAACAGUACGUCUCACCCCCCUGUCCCGGUCGAUGUGGACGUCGCGAACGCGUCUUCCAGACUUUGUACGAUCUCGGAAGUUGGAUCUUUCGCGAACAUCACAAAGGAUUUACGGUCCUGUUCCAUAAUCUCUCGUACGACGGUCAGUUCCUCUUACAGUACCUGCUGUCACAGUCCAUCCGCCCCUCCUUCAUCAUCUACAGGGGAAGUAAAAUUCAAAUGUUUAACCUCAGCGGCCUUCAGAUCCGAGUCAUCGAUUCGUUUAAUUUCCUACCCGUGGCCAUAGCCAAACUUCCCAAAGCCUUUCAGCUAGAAUCUUUGGCCAAGGGAUACUUCCCUCAUUUUUUUACAUGUCAGGCCAACCGGAAUUACGUAGGACCUUACCCGCCUGCCGAGACUUACGGUCCUAAUGCCAUGUCCGUCGAGGGUAGGAAAGAGUUCUUCAAAUGGUACGAGACUAAAGUCGCCAGUGGAGAAAUCUUCGAUUUUCAAAAAGAAAUCCUCAAGUACUGUCGGAGCGACGUCGACAUCCUCCGACGUGCAUGUCUCAAGUUCAAGAACCUCCUGCUGGAAGCCACCGGCAGAGACGGAGGUCAUACCGUUGACGCGUUUAAUUCCAGUACCAUUGCGUCUCUCUGCAUGGACGUAUUUAAGACGAAGUUUUUACCCGAAGACUGGAAAUACCUGGUCAAAGAAGACGAUCAAGAACGAUGGCUUGAUGUCAAAAUGCUUGAUGGAGAAGUGACUGUGAAUCACGAGGGCCGGUGGAUUCCGUGGGACGAUCUUAAGCAACGUAACGUCGAGAUCACGAAAGAAGAGUUCGUCAAGUCUCCGAUUGCAUGGCCCCCACCGAAGGGAUAUCCGUCCCGCAUUAAUUAUAGUCGUAAGUCCAUCUGUUGGUUGGAGUUACUGAGACAUCGAGCUCAAGCCUCGGGAGGCGUGUUAGACAUUCAACAUGCCCUGACGGGGCGUGGGGAAUACCGAGUAUCCGGUACCCGCUCUUCCGUCGACGGAUACGUUCCGCCCAAUGCAGAACACCCUCGUGGCGUGGCUUAUGAGUUCCACGGUUGUCUAUACCACGGCUGUCCCGUCUGUUACAAGGACCGAGACGCCGUGCUGAUCCCGAACUCCGAGCAAACAGCUUUCGAAUUGCUUACUCUGACAGAGCACAAGGAGCGUCGUCUCCGAGAAGAGGGGCUCAAAGUCGUUACCAUCUGGGAACACGAGUUUGACGCCCUGUUAGUCACGGAUGACGAUGCCAAGUCGUUCGUCGAUAGUUUGGAAGUGGUGGAUCGUCUCGAUCCUCGGGACAGUCUGAUGGGUGGACGUACCAACGGAUGUGUGCUCUACAAGCGAGCGACAAGGGACACAAAAAUCAAAUACGUCGACUUUACAUCCCUGUAUCCCUAUGUCAACAAGACGUGUCGUUAUCCCGUCGGACACUCAGACAUCGUCACUCGCGAUUUCGCCGACCUGACGACGUAUUUCGGAUUGGCCAAAGUCAAAGUCGUUCCACCACGUGGUCUCUUUCAUCCGGUCUUAGGUUAUCGUACAGGGGGUAAAUUAACCUUUCCCCUCUGUCGAACGUGCGUCGAACGUCAACAACAGACACCCUGUGUCUGUAACGAUACACAGAGGGCUCUCACGGGAACGUAUUGUACACCAGAACUCUUGAAAGCUAUCGAGAAAGGAUACAAAAUCUUAAACAUCUACGAGAUAUAUCAUUGGAAUUGA